AUGGCGGCCUCCGUGAGGAGAGCUGCGCACGACAUCGAGACUCGAACCCGGAGCGAGGACGUGGUGCUCGGGGUGAACAUCAGCUUCAGCUCUCUGCUCCUGUCCGCGCCUGUGCUCCAGGGCCUGUCCUCCGCGGGCUUCCAGAGGCCCUCCCCCAUCCAGCUCAAGGCCAUCCCGCUGGGCCGCUGCGGGCUCGAUUUGAUUGUCCAGGCAAAGUCUGGUACUGGGAAAACAUGUGUUUUUUGCACCAUUGCCCUGGACUCCUUAAUAUUGGAGAAUCCAGCCACACAGGUUCUGGUCCUGGCGCCAACACGGGAGAUAGCUGUGCAGAUUCACUCAGUGGUGAUGGCGAUAGGCUGUGCCAUGGAGGGGCUUCAGUGCCACGUGUUUAUUGGAGGCAGGCCUGUGGCUCAAGACAAAGCACAUCUGAAAAAGUGCCACAUUGCAGUUGGCUCACCAGGUCGCAUCAAGCAGCUUAUUGAGUUGGGCAUGUUGUCUACAGCUAGCAUCAGAUUGUUUGUCCUGGAUGAGGCGGACAAACUGCUGGAGGAGGGAAGCUUCCAAGAGCAGAUAAACUGGAUCUUCUCCUCUCUGCCCGUGACCAAACAGAUGCUUGCUCUUUCUGCCACCUACCCAGAGUCUCUCGCUCAGCACCUCACACGCUACAUGAUCGAUCCCACUUUUGUCAGACUCAACCCUACCGACAUGGGUCUCAAAGGUUUAAAGCAGUAUUACAAGCUGGUGCAGAGUCACGCUUUGAAUCACAAGAUUUUUGAAGAGAAGGUGCAACACUUACUUGAGCUUUUCAGUAAGAUUCCCUUCAACCAAGCGCUGGUGUUCUCCAACCUCCACACAAGGGCUCAACAUUUGGCAGAUAUCCUGUCCUCUAAAGGCUUGCCUUCAGUCUGCAUUUCAGGAGGACUUAGCCAGGACCAGAGAUUGGAAGCAAUGUCUAAACUGAAGCAGUAUCAGUGCAGAGUGCUCAUCUCCACUGAUUUGACUGCCAGAGGUAUAGAUGCCGAUAAAGUGAACUUAGUCAUAAACUUGGAUGUCCCGCAGGACUGGGAAACCUAUAUGCAUCGUAUUGGACGGGCUGGACGCUUCGGCACUCAGGGUCUGGCUGUUACCUAUUGUUGCCAUGGAGAGGAGGAGAAUAAGAUGAUGGCGAUUGCUCAAAAGUGCUGCUUGAGUUUGUCUGUGUUGCCCUCCUCCCUGGAGCCCAGUUUAAUGGAAGAAGCCUGUGACUGGGAUGUUUGCACCGAGGCUUCCAAUGCAGACGUUCCGGUUUUCCCAAAGACAGAGAAAAAACCCAAAACCCGCAAUAAUCUUCAGCAGAAAGAGACCUCGACCAAAAGAAGGGUCACUGAGGAAAGGCCCAAGCACAAACUCUGUGAUGUGGAUGGCGACUCCGGCUUUUCCUCCCAAACGCAGACUGUAGUGAGUCAAAAACCACCUGAAAUACGUCAUUUAGACAAUCAAAAACGGACUCGCAAAGAACAAGAAGAAGCUCUGCCCAAGAUCCCUCCUCUGAGCUCCUUUAAGACCUGUAAUUCUAAUGACCUGCUGAAGUGCUCUGUGGACACCCCUCUACUGCUCUUCUCUUUCCUGCACUAUGACAACGGCGCGGUCCCCCCUGUGUCCGUCUGCACGCUCCAACAGUUCACCUACGCGCUGUGCAGCUGCGUCCAGCUGCUGACGCUGCUCAGCAUCAGCGUGGAGCGCUUCCAGGCCAUCGCCUUCCCCUUCCAGACGGACAAGAGGAGGAUGCGUGUCCGUCUGUGGAUCAUGUCUAUCUGGGCUUGGGGCGUGUUCCUGGCUCUGGUCUCGCUAAUGUUGUCUAAAAACGCACUUUUCUACAUGCUCUGUCGGCCACAUAUGAUGUGGGCCAACAAGGAGCACGUCCAGUACUCAGAUCCGUUUGGACCCUUUGUCCUGGUACCUGUGUGGGCCAUGUCUUUAGUCGUCAUUAUCGUUCAUUAUAUUCGCAUUUUUCAAGUUGUCAGGCGACACAGGAAGAAAGUGUUCAACUGCGGCGUCCAGCUGCGACCGGCCGUGUCCGUGCGUGUGUGGGGCAUGCUCAGCGCGCCUCUGCACAGCGGCCCCAACAGGUCUCUGCCCGCGGUGUCCGCCUGCAGCCCGCCCCUGGCUCACAGCGGGCCCCCUGGGGGUCUCAAGGCUCCGGAGAUAGUGGGUGCGGUCUGUCUGCUCACGCCGGGCGCACGGGAGCAGGGCAAGAAGCACAUGGAGGGGAGACUGGCUCAGCGCUUUGGAUACAUCAUCAUCGCCUUCACGCUCUUCUGGGUCCCGAUCGUAGUCGUUCUGCUGAUGCACGUCUUCUCUUGGCAGGACACAAGCACAACCCUGCUGGAGCUGGAGACCUCUGCCGUGGUCCUGACUUGUAUCCAAGCUGCUGUGGACCCCCUCAUCUACACACUGGUCACACGGCAAUUUCGCUCCGAACUCAGCAAGAUCCUCUCCUCCCUACCCGCCUGCCACACCAAGGUGUAG
Messenger RNA from Knipowitschia caucasica, 2508 nucleotides. Lineage: Eukaryota; Metazoa; Chordata; Actinopteri; Gobiiformes; Gobiidae. The record is from the annotation of a GenBank genome assembly.